AUGGCAGAUCUUACAACCAUGAAGCAUGAUGGCACAAGGUCUAUGCAUGAACAUUGCAUUGAAAUGAUUAACCUUGCGGCUAAGCUGAAGAAUUUGGGACUUAGUGUGGAUGAUUCUUUUCUUGUCCAGUUUAUCCUGAAUUCUUUGCCUCCUCAGUAUGGACCAUUUCAGAUCAAUUACAACGCCAUUGAUGAAAAAUGGACGUCUAAUGAAUUGACUAGUAAGUUGGUUCAAGAGGAGUCUAGGCUUGACCGUGAAGGCAUUAGGAUUGCCCAUCAUGUCCAAGAAGCUAAAUCUAAAACCGGAAAAAUGGCAUUAAGUAAGCCAUGA
Messenger RNA from Microthlaspi erraticum, 330 nucleotides. Lineage: Eukaryota; Viridiplantae; Streptophyta; Magnoliopsida; Brassicales; Brassicaceae. The record is from the annotation of a GenBank genome assembly.